ACACAUUAAAAACCGAAUCCUCACUCUCGCGUAAAACCCCACAGACCCGCCACAAACAACAACAGAGCUCCAGAAUCGCUCUGUUCUGCUUCAAACUUCCCUCUCUCUCUGUUGCAGAGAACACAAACCCUAACCGUGACACGUGUUGUUCCUGAACACAUGGCUUCAUCACUUUUUCAAGUUCAACACACGUCGUCAUCAACCAUGCCUUUCACUUCUUCCUCCUCCUCUCUCUUCACCGGCGCCUCUCAUGCCUCCACCGUUCGAACAUUAGGUUUUCUUGACCUUCCCCGCACUCGAACCGUCGCGUACAAUAGCGUGAAAUGUGAUAUGUCUGAAGCUUCGAAUUUGCUUAACGGGAAACCGAUUGUUCCCGUUCUACCCAAGUUCAUGGAAUCUGCAAAAACUGAGAACACCGUUAGUAGAAACGGUAGCAAGUUGAAAUUGUUCUCCGGUACCGCUAAUCCUGCACUCUCUCAGGAAAUUGCUCGGUAUAUGGGUUUGGAGCUUGGAAAAGUUUCGAUAAAGCGAUUUGCAGAUGGUGAAAUCUAUGUCCAGUUACAAGAGAGUGUUAGAGGUUGCAAUGUAUACCUUAUUCAACCAACAUGCCCUCCUGCAAAUGAGAAUUUCAUGGAGCUUCAGAUAAUGAUCGAUGCAUGUCGAAGAGCUUCCGCCAAAAACAUCACUGCUGUCAUUCCAUAUUUUGGAUAUGCUAGAGCUGAUAGAAAGACUCAAGGGCGUGAAUCAAUUGCAGCUAAACUUGUUGCGAAUCUUAUUACCAAAGCUGGGGCGGAUCGUGUUCUUGCUUGUGAUCUUCAUUCUGGGCAGUCCAUGGGUUACUUUGAUAUUCCAGUGGAUCAUGUGCAUUGUCAGCCUGUGAUCCUUGAUUAUCUUGCUAGUAAGACAAUAAGUUCGAAUGACUUGGUGGUUGUUUCCCCUGAUGUUGGUGGUGUUGCAAGAGCACGUGCUUUUGCUAAGAAGUUAUCUGAUGCACCUUUGGCUAUUGUAGACAAAAGGCGCCACGGACACAAUGUAGCUGAGGUGAUGAAUCUGAUUGGUGAUGUAAAAGGAAAAGUUGCUGUAAUGGUGGAUGAUAUGAUUGACACUGCUGGAACCAUUGCCAAGGGUGCAGCACUAUUACAUGAAGAGGGAGCUAGGGAAGUUUAUGCUUGUUGCACUCACGGAGUUUUCAGCCCUCCUGCAAUUGAGAGGCUAUCCAGUGGCUUAUUUCAAGAGGUGAUAAUUACCAACACCAUUCCAGUUUCAGAGCAGAACUAUUUCCCUCAGUUAACUAUUCUUACCGUAGCAAACCUGUUGGGUGAAACUAUUUGGAGAAUUCAUGAUGAUAGUUCUGUCAGUAGUAUUUUUCAAUGAACAUCUUAAAUUGCCUUUUGCAGUUAAUUUCAAUCAAUAAAAUGUUGUUAAUUAUAGGCGUAUCUAUUCUAGCUCUCGCCCAGUAUAUCAUUUUGGUUUCAAUUUUAAAUGUCAUGUAGUGGACCUUUAUCUUUAUAUAUAAUAAAUUUUGAAAUA
This is a messenger RNA of Lathyrus oleraceus (garden pea), 1530 nucleotides long. RefSeq names its product ribose-phosphate pyrophosphokinase 1. The coding region runs from base 160 to 1374 and encodes 404 amino acids. The record is from RefSeq and is a predicted model, not a curated record. The transcript has 8 exons. Gene Ontology annotation, molecular function: ribose phosphate diphosphokinase activity; magnesium ion binding. NCBI's taxonomy places the organism in Eukaryota, Viridiplantae, Streptophyta, Magnoliopsida, Fabales, Fabaceae. Gene Ontology annotation, biological process: 5-phosphoribose 1-diphosphate biosynthetic process; ribonucleoside monophosphate biosynthetic process; purine nucleotide biosynthetic process. Gene Ontology annotation, cellular component: cytoplasm; ribose phosphate diphosphokinase complex.